Messenger RNA from Phragmites australis (common reed), 4148 nucleotides. RefSeq lists its product as uncharacterized. The transcript has 15 exons. Lineage: Eukaryota; Viridiplantae; Streptophyta; Magnoliopsida; Poales; Poaceae. The coding region runs from base 283 to 3891 and encodes 1202 amino acids. The record is from RefSeq and is a predicted model, not a curated record.
GACUCCAAAUUCCCCUCCUGCCGCACCCUCCCUCGAUCGAAAGAGGGGGAAGCCUGCGCCGACGUCAUCACCCCCGCCGACUAUCACUUCCUCCUCCCGGCUCCCAUCCCCCUCCUAGCCGCGGCCGGCCACCGCCGCCUCCACCUCUGCCCCCGCGCAAUUCCGCACCAAUCGCGACGCGAAUCGGCCGCCGGAAUCCUCGGCCCCGCAGCAUUCGAUGCGCGGCGCUAGGUCUGGUCAGGCCGAGCGAGUUUAAUUAGCAGAGGAGGCUAGCCCUAAUCCAUGGCGGGGAGCUUCCGCGAGGGCGCGGGCCCGGGGGACGUUCCCCCGCCCCCGCCCACCCCCACCCCGCCGCUUGCGCAGUACCUCUCGCCGGACCCGCUCACCUGGGGGACCGACCCCAAGCAGCAGCACUGGCGCCACGCCGAGCUCAGGCGGGCGCUCGCCACGGAGGACCAUCAGACCGACGAGCUCAGGCGGAUCCGCGCCAGCGUCGCCGACUCCACGGGCAAGGCCAGGGAGAAACUCAGGUCGCUGCAGGAGGCCAUCCAGAAGCUCGACAGGUACAAGAACAUUGUCACCCGCAAGCGCCAGAGAAGUGAGUCGGGGGCGGAGAAGCCCGGGAGCAGCUCAUCGGGUGCACUGAGGAUGGGAGCGCAGAACAACUCUGCGGUCAUGAGCAAACGUGUUCGCUCGUCGCUCACAGAUAGCCGGGUGGAAGGGCGUGGCAGUGUUCCUACAAGACAAGGUCCUUUGGUUAGUAAUGAGAAAAGUUCACCUGUGGAGAAGGAAAAGAGCUGUGCAAGAGCAUCUAGUACAGUAUCAGGGCUUUCUGAAGACAAAUUGCGGGGCUUAUCUACUGGAGGUGAAGGGUGGGAAAAGAAGAUGAGACGCAAGCGCUCUGUUGGUACAAUGCUCAGCAGAGGCAAUGAUGCUGACCGAGAUGUCAAGCCUGUGGGUCAACAUAGACCAGCCAAUGAAGUGCGUCCACGAUCUAGUGAUGGCCUUGCAUAUAGGCAUGGAGCUUCUACCGGAGCAUUAGCAGGUAACAAGUUGGAUGGCAAUUCUCAGCAGAAUAACACUGUACCCCGUAUUCCAUCCAAGACAGAUGUGGAUUACACCACACCAAAUGAAAGAAGAGAGCGGCAUGCUGGAAUUGAAAAAGACAAGACUAUGGUAAAAGGAAACAAGGCACAUACUUCUGAGGAUAUGCAAAAUGGAAGCUUAAGUCCCUUGCCCAAGGCUAAAGCAUGUAGGGCACCAAGAACCAGUUCACUUGUUUUGAAUUCAUCUUCUAGUUUCCAACGUUCAACUGGUGGAAGUGAUGAAUGGGAAGAAACACCUUACACAAAUAAAGCCUCACCUUUAGCAGGCAUGUCAAACCGCAAACGUUCCACACAUUCAAAUGCUUCCUCACCUCCAAUUGCCUGGGUUGGUCAGCGCCCACAGAAAAUGUCGCGGACAAGAAGAGCGAAUGUUGUUUCUCCAGUAUCAAAUUUUGACGAAGUCUUAUCUGAAGGAUCACCACUUGAUACUGCUGGCAGAUCAGCACCUAUGGAGUCUGGCAAUGUCUUGCUUACAAAAAAUGCACCAACAACAACCAAAAUGGACAACAUCUCAUCUCCAGCUGGGUUGUUCGAAAGUGAGGGAUCGGCUGCUACCGAAAGCAAGGCCAAAGAGAAACCUAUGCAUAGUGGUGAAGUAGGGAAUGAGAGUGCAAAUGCAGCCCAUAAUGUAACAGGUUUAGUAUUUCCAUCAAAUAAAAAUAGGAUUCCUUUGAAAGAAGAACUCGAAGAUGGUGGUGUUCGCCGUCAAGGAAGGAGUGGAAGAGGUACUAUUCAUGUUAAAGGGUGUUCUUCCAUAUCAAAAGAAAAAUUGGACUCCACUGAAACAAGAAAGCCUCUAAAAGGUGGAAGGCUUGGACCUGAAAAGAACGACAGUAAGGUUGGUCGACCCCCGAUGAAGAAAGGCUCUGACCGCAAAGCUUCAUCCUGGCACUCGCAGACACUAAAUUGUGAGCGUGUAGAUAUUACAGCUGAACCCGAAGAUGACCGAGAGGAGCUUUUAGCUGCUGUGAACGCUGCUCGCAGCGCUAUCGUUGGUGCAUAUUCUGGCCCUUUUUGGAAGAAAAUGGAACCCAUGCUAACUUUUAUAAGCUCUGAAAAAUUAUCAUUCUUAAAAAAUCAGAUUAACCUUGUUGAAGAGCUUGAGAUGAGCUUGUCCUGCAUGCCAGAUGGUGAACAUAAUGUGAUAGCAUCCAGUGAUUACAGAAGACUGCAAAAGAUGGAGGAGCAUUCAUCUCAGGUGCUGGCUCCAUCUACUUUUUCUCUCUCAUCUGAGCAAAGCAAAACCAAUGGAGUUGGAACGAAAGGAUCUAUUGACAGUUUUCUCCCUAGUGAGGGAAACCACAGCAUUGGACCACAGAAGGUGGAAGCUGAUAAAUGGUUUAAUGAAAUAGCCCCAGUGGCACACAGACUCCUUUCAGCUUUAAUUAUGGAAGAUGACUUAUCUGAUUCGAAUGGCAUGCAAAGAGAUAUGCUUGUUGAAUUUCCAGAUAGCCACAUUCCUUACACUGUCAACAGAUCCUUAGAUAAUGAACUUCAAGCUAGUGCAGUAAGAUCAAAUUGUGGGUCGAGUGUAGAUUUCACACACUCAAACAGUACUUCAGUAGUACAUCAGAGCCUUUGCAAUGGAUUUACAGCUUCCAGCAAUUUCAUCAUUUCAAAUAGUGAAACUACGGUUCAUAGUGGCAAUUUAUUAGAUGGAGCCAAUCUUACCGUAUACCCAGAAAGUGUCCCUUUGCAUGAGUUCAUACCACAGAUUUCACACCAAUAUCAAAAUCCAGGAAAAAGUUUCCCUUUGUCUCCAUAUGACUACCAGUACGGGCAGAUGUCUGUGGAUGAUAAGAUUUUGAUCGAGCUCCAGAGCAUCGGCAUUUGCCCGGAGACAGUGCCAAAGCUAGAUGAUGGAGAGCACGAAGACAUUAAUAAAAUGAUUUUGGAGUUGAGGAAAAGGCUGCAUGACCAGGUGGCGCAAAAGAAAUGCAGGUUACAUAAGUUAGAUAAAGCAAUUCAAGAUACAAAAGAUAUCGAGGAGAGGAGCUUGGAGCAACAUGCGAUGAACAAACUGGUUGAAAGGGCAUACAGAAAACUUAAGGGUGGGCGAGUUGGCUCUAGUCAUAAGGCUGGUGUCAGUAAGUCUGCCAAUAAGGCUGCAAAACAGCUCGCUCUGGCUUUUGGCAAGCGUACUCUUGCUCGAUGCCAGAAAUUCGAUGAAACAGGGAAAAGCUGCUUCAGUGAGCCUUCUCUUUGGAGUGUGCUAUCUGCACCUUUGCCAAGCAGUGAUCCAAAAACCACCGAAGGUGUAGAGAGGCUGAAGCCUCAAAAGCUUGACAGAACUCCAUUUGAUCAAGGUGGCACAAAAUGGAAAAGGAGUGAUAAGGAAAGGGAUCACAACAGAGAUGCAUCUGCAAAGGGUUCUGGCUUAAAAUCAGGGCGUCAUUCAUCAGGCAGUGGGAGGAGUGGCGAACGUAAAAACAAGACAAAGCCAAAGCAAAAGCUAGCGCAGCUAUCAACAUCUGGGAAUGUGCUUGGUAGAGUGGUGGAGCCAUUUUCAGCACCGGCAGUGCAAGAGCCCCCUGCACCUGCGAGUGAGAAAAAGACUCAACAUCCAAGAAAUAAUUCCAGCAAUGCUGCCCAGCGAUCCGCCGAUGCUGCCCUGCCAAACUUGCCUGGAUUAGAUGAUAUAUUAGAUGUUCCAGGAGGGCUUGAUGAGCAGGGCAAUGAUAUCAGUUCAUGGUUUACUGAUGGCCUUGAUGAAUCAUUGGAUAUUGAUCUUUCAGGCGCCCUAGAAAUCCCAGAUGAUGACCUCACUCAGCUGGGAUUUAUGUAAGACAAACCAAUUGUUUAUCAUGUGCAUAUGUUGGGAGUGUGGAUAUCAUGUUUUGCUUAUCUAAUCGUAGAGCUAAUCGAUUAAUAUCCUCUGCCACAAUCUGGUAGGGCAGAACUUGUAACUAGGCUGGUCGAUUUGUCUCGGUGUCCUCAAUCAGUCGGGAGUUGCUUGUUUUGGCUUACGGCAGAUGAGGUACUCGAUUCUUGUAGCAACAAGAACAUGGUGAAUGUGCUAAUGGCAUCUUCUAGCCUGUCUUA